Sabethes cyaneus is the source of this 1194-nucleotide messenger RNA. RefSeq lists its product as uncharacterized. The record is from RefSeq and is a predicted model, not a curated record. NCBI's taxonomy places the organism in Eukaryota, Metazoa, Arthropoda, Insecta, Diptera, Culicidae. Gene Ontology annotation, biological process: DNA integration. Gene Ontology annotation, molecular function: nucleic acid binding. Bases 1 to 1194 code for a protein of 397 amino acids. The transcript has a single exon.
AUGACAAAUGAUUUGACGGAAACUGUUUCUUCGUGUGUAAUAUGUGAAAAAUUUCGACGUAGCAACUGUAAAGAACCGCUAGUACAGGAGGAUAUCCCAGAGUACCCUUUCCAAAGAGUUUCAACGGAUAUAUUUGAGUACGGCGGUCACGAUUGGUUGGUACUAAUAGACGCGUAUUCCGGGUUCAUUUGCUCUGAUCGCUUACAGGACAAAACAAUGUCUAGUGUGUGUAAAUUAUUCGACAAUGUGUUUAACAGUUAUGGGUAUCCUACCUGUGUCCGCAGCGACAAUGUACCGUUUAAUUCCCUUGAAUGCGAAAGGUAUGCCAAUAAGAAUAACAUCAAGUUUGAGUUCUCUAGUCCUCGUUAUCCUCAAAGCAAUGGCCUUGCCGAGAAAGCCGUAGCCAUAGCUAAAAACAUACUGAAACGGUGUUAUGAAGUUGGAGAAGUUGACCAGUUUCAGUAUCGUCUGCUCGAGUAUAACAUCACACCUGUCGCUAGCAUGAAGCUUACUCCUAGUCAAUUGUUCUUUGGAAGGCAGAUCAAAACGCGCUUGCCGAUAGAUGAAACUCUUCUAAUUCGACAGUCGCUUGAUGAGCGUCAAGUUCGUGGUAGAAUUGAACAGAAGCGUAUGGCUCAGAAGCAAUACUAUGAUCGUUCUGCCAGGCAACUUCCACCAUUGAAAGUUGGCGAUCGAGUUCUUUUUAAAAAGAGUUCCAAAGAAUGGCACUAUGGGCAAAUCGUGCGAGAUGUUAAUGGCCGCUCUUAUGUGCUUAAAGACAAUUUUGAAAAUCAUUUCCGUCGCAAUCGUAUAUUCAUUACUCAAACUACCAAUGAUGGAUUCAACAGCAGUGAUUUACUCGUUGAAGAGGAUGCUCCAAAUGAUCAACAUCUCACUGUACCAAGACCGCUCAACCGUUCCAAUCAUUACAAUCAGAACGAACAUUCUUCGGAAAUCUUACACUCAGGGAAUUCAUUAGGCAGUCGUUGCUCGCGUGAUGGUGUGUUAGAGGAAUCGUUGCAUGGUCCUGAAGCCCUAGAUAGUUGUGUGAAACCCUCUACGGAAGUUCUCGAUAGUUCUCAGCAGAUGCAUAGUUCUUCGCAAGAUGUUUCCUCCCCUGAAACUUGUCCUCGUGUAACACGUACUGGUCGUACAGUCGUACCCCCAAAACGUUACGGUGAAUGGGUAGUUUAA